AGGGGUGAUUUUGUCAUCUCAUUCUUCUCUCUCAUCAUAACACAAAUGGGCUCUGUCUCCUUCUUCAUCCUACUCCUUUCUUUAUUAACAAACAACCUCUCUUCCCCUUUGCCCCUUUUCUCUUUCAAAUGCUCACCCAAAAAAAAAGAAGAAAAAAACCAAAUUAAUUAGCCAAUACCCAUGGAGGUUUCUUCUCAUCAUUCUUUCAAACCAAACCCAAAUCAUGAACAUCAUCUUCUUUCAACUCAACCCACACCAGAAGAAGAACAACCCCUUUCCAAAAAAAGAAAGGUUGUUCAAAAGACUGUGGUUACUGUAAAGAUUGGGUCUAAAAAAGCUGCAAUAGGGAUAGGGAAGAUGAAAAAUGAAGGUCCACCUCCUGAUUUUUGGUCUUGGAGAAAAUAUGGCCAAAAACCCAUCAAAGGAUCUCCAUAUCCAAGGGGUUAUUAUAGAUGUAGUACAACAAAGGGUUGUUCAGCAAAAAAACAAGUUGAGAGAUGCAAAACAGAUGGUUCAAUGUUCAUUAUAACAUACACUUCAAGCCAUAACCAUCCAGGUCCCAACAUCUCUACUCUUAAUUUGGAUCAAAAUUAUCAACAAGAGAUCGAUCCACCACAGCCGUUGGAUCGAGAUGAUGAUGAAGAUCAUCAUGAUCUUGUUCCAAAUCAAGCACAAGAUCAUGAUAACAACAGUAAUAAUGAUGAUAAAAACAGCAUUAUUAUUAGUCAGAGUACUGAAGAAGAAGAGGUAGAAGAAGUAGAAGAAGAAGAAGAAGAUGAAUUAUUAUUAGUAGAAGAUGAAGAGAAAAAAGGAAUUGAAAAAAUAAAAGAUGAGUGUUUGGAUCAAGAACCAAUAAUUAUUUCUUCUUCUUCUAAUUCUUCUUCAUGUUGUGAUGAGCUGAUGAUCAUAAAAACAAAAAAAUCAGAAAUAGAAAAUCAUGAUCAUUUCUUUGAUGAGCUUGAAGAAUUGCCCAUUCCUCCACCUUUUUCAAGCACCUUGAUGAGAUCAAGCUAUUCUUUUGAUGAAAUUAGGAUUUCUGCUGCCCCUUCUUGAUGUUAAUGCUGUUUUUCUAGUGCUUAUAAAUUCCCUUUCUGUUCUUAGAUAUAUGUGCAUAUUAUUAUAUCAUCCUUAUUAAUUAAAACUAUUAUUAGCAGUAUCAUUUUACUCUCAA
Messenger RNA from Cucumis sativus (cucumber), 1171 nucleotides. RefSeq lists its product as hypothetical. Gene Ontology annotation, molecular function: DNA-binding transcription factor activity; transcription cis-regulatory region binding. Gene Ontology annotation, biological process: regulation of DNA-templated transcription. The record is from RefSeq and is a predicted model, not a curated record. The transcript is spliced from 3 exons. The coding region runs from base 181 to 1053 and encodes 290 amino acids. Gene Ontology annotation, cellular component: nucleus. NCBI's taxonomy places the organism in Eukaryota, Viridiplantae, Streptophyta, Magnoliopsida, Cucurbitales, Cucurbitaceae.